UCUUGACAUUUACUAAAAAGUCAUUACAGAAAAUUAUAUCAAGUAAAGAAUACAAAUAUUCUGUUUCUACAGAAAUAAAAGCGUCCUGCGACAAUUUUAUAAAGAAUUUAGAAUCCACUGAUUGUAGGGCCAGUCAAUAUGAUUUUAAAAUAUUUCAACUCCUUUGUCACUGUAAAAUUCCAAGUGUAAUGGUGGAGGCCUUGGAUUGCCUUCAAAAAAUUUUUGCCUGGAACUCUUCUUUAAUUCCUACUGAAGACGUCGUUUACACCAUUUGCGACUGCUGGCUCGAAGAGCGGACUGAGCCCUUGUCGCUACAAGUUGUAAAGGCCUUAUUGACAGCCGUUACUUGUGCUCAAAGCCAACUUACUUCUGGCUCUGUGCUAAGGGCUUUUCAAACUUGCUUUGAUAUUUUCGUGGCCUCUAAAAGUGCCAGCGUUCAAACAGCAGCGAAGGCAACUUUAACCCAAAUUCUCAGCUCCCUUUUAGACAAAGUGAAAAUAGAGGAUAAGCUGGUGGAGUCUAAGAUUCCCACGUCCUCCGAACUUAAGGAUCUGAACGCCGAUGCCGGGGAGAUACCAGAGGAGGCGGGAGCCAGUAGCCCAUCACCGGCGCCGUCUGGUAGUUCUGGAUUCAGUAUACUGGCUUGCCUUUCGCAGUGGGAGCAAGAGCUUCAAUGUCGCGGUCCCGUAGAUCAGACCACCCUUAAUGCAUUGCUUGUUUUUCGUCUGCUUUGUCUCCUCUCGUUCAACCACGUUCAAGACGCGCAGUGGACCGGUUCAGAGGCGAAGAUGCAGCAACCACACGGCAAAAUUUUGUCUCUCGAACUGCUAUUGGUAGCGUUGGGACACUGCACGCCAGCAUUGAGCAUCUUUCCGCCUUUUGUCGACUCGAUUAAAAAACACCUAUGCAUUUCCCUUUUGAGAAACGGCACUUCUCAAAAUACUUUCAUAUUCAAGCUGUCCCUCUCCAUUUUCAUGCUACUUCUUGGCAACUUUAGGCGAUUUUUAAAGCCUCAGAUCGAGAUCAUUUUCAAAAAUGUUUUUCUUUUAAUUCUUGAGUCGCCCACAUCGUCCUUCCGCCACAAAUGGCUCAUCCUACAAGCCUUAGCGAGUAUUUGCGGCGAUCCACAAAUGAUCGUCGAUCUACACGUAAACUACGAUUGCGACUUGUCCAUGGACAACAUCUUCAUCAGACUUGUUGGCGAUUUGGGAAAACUAGCGCAGGGGCGUCAGUCUUCUGAACUGGGCGCGACUCCCCGCGAAGAGAAAGAUUUAAAAUUUACGGGCUUGGCGUGUCUUAAAGCCAUUUUGGGAUCGAUGAGCGAAUGGAUAAGACUGUGUGAGGAAAAAUACAGCGAAUCUACCGCUGUUACUUCAGUAAGUGAGACAGCGCCUGCUGUUACGCCUUGUACGCUCAAAAAGCACGACGACCACGAACACUUCACUGUAGACGACUUGGAAAGCAUGGAGACGAGGAGAAAGACAAAAGAGCUCAUCGAACGGUGUAUCAGAGAGUUCAAUAGCAGCCCGAAGGAGGGCCUCAGACUUAUGCAGAACAAAGGUCUCUUGGGAGAGGACGCUUGUAGUGUGGCGCGCUUUCUACUUGGAGAGGACCGUCUUGACAAAGCGAUGAUUGGAGAGUUAUUGGGAGACCACGAGGACUACUGCCGAGAAAUCAUGCUGGCUUUUGUCGAUUCGCUAGAUUUCUCCGGCAUGGAUUUUUUGCCGGCGUUGAGACAUUUCCUUGGAAAUUUUCGACUUCCUGGAGAAGCUCAGAAAAUAGACCGAUUGAUGGAGAAGUUUGCUGCUCGUUAUUAUGAGAACAAUCGCGAUGUGUUUGCGCACGCGGACACUGCCUAUGUUUUGGCCUUUUCUGUCAUCAUACUGGCCACCGACUUGCAUAACAAGAAUGUCAAGAGAAAAAUGACUAAAGAUGAGUUCGUUAGAAACAACCGGGGCAUCAACGACCAGAAAGAUCUGCCGCGAGACUUUCUCGAGAACAUCUACGACAGUAUCGCUGCGGAGGGAAUUCGCACAAAAGGUGGCCGCUUCUUGGACACACGCAUUACCUAUUCGGCCAGUGAACUGACCAAUGAGAAGACCCGGAAUCUUCUUUAUCGAAAACAGAUGGAGCGCGCUCUGGAGGCUCUUAGUGACACUUUGCUGGAACGGUCUCAGGCUCCCUCCGAGUUUAUCACAGCCACUCGCGUGGAACACGUCAAAGUCAUGUUUUCUGCCACGUGGGCGGUAUUUCUAGCAUCAAUCAGCAUAGCCCUGAGCACUACUGCGCAUAAGAACACUUGGAAGCUAUGCCUGGGAAGCUUUAAAAGCGCCAUUCACAUUGGUUGUUUUUUUGGAAUGGAACUUGAGCGGGGUGCCUGCGUGUCGUCUCUUGCCAAGUUUACCACUCUACUGUCUUCUGAUACUCCCCUAAUGGAAGAAAAGCAGUUUGCGUGUCUGAUUACUCUCUUGUCUGUGGCGCAUAGAGAGGCCAACUUCUUGGAGUCCUCGUGGUACGAUAUCCUUUGGUGCAUCUCCCGUCUUGAGUGCGCGCAGCCCGGUCUUUUCAAGAGUCACGAUUCCAGGGAAAAGUUACUUAGGGUCGGCCGCAGUGCGAGUAACUCUCAAAUGACCCGCAAGCACAGCGGUAAGUCGGUAAACUUACUUUUCUCUCACGCCAGUGGAAAGGAAGAAGAUUUAAACGAGCUUCAUUGGCAGUCAGUUAUUCAGCCCAUUCAAUUCUCAGUAGAACGAAUAUUCUCGAAUUCUUUAAACCUGACGGGAGACGCCAUUCUGGAGUUUGUAAGGCAGUGCUGUGCCCUCUCUGCGGAGGAGCUGCAGAGCUCGUGCCCGCCUCGGAUGUACAUGCUGCAGAAGAUUGUUGAGGUCUCUCACUACAAUAUGGAUCGCAUUCGCCUGGAGUGGUCCCGAAUCUGGACUGUGUUGGGGAGCCACUUCAACAAGGCUGGCUGCAUGCUGGACCAAACCAUCGCCCUGUUUGCCGUGGAUUCUCUGCGGCAAUUAUCCAUGAAGUUCCUUGAGAGGGGAGAGUUCGCACACUUCCAUUUCCAAAAGGACUUUCUCCGGCCCUUUGAGUAUAUCAUGGCCAAUAACGAGGAGGAAAAAAUACGGGACAUGAUUAUCUGUUGCAUGUCCCACUUCGUUCAAUUACAGGCUAACAACUUAAAGUCUGGCUGGAAGAACAUCUUUUGCGUCCUCUCAUUGGCUGCAUGGGAACGCAACCACGAUCUUGUUUCUGCGGCUUUCGACAUAUUUCGCCAUGUGCAUCAGCACCAUUUAGCGGCCAUCUGUAAGUCAUCCGCCGUAGAAUACCUAAACUGUCUUCUUGAGUUCUGCGUAGCCCCUGGCCUUGAUAAAAUAAGCAUGGAGACGAUGCCCAUGAUUCAAGCGUACGCUUUAGAGGUGCAUCAGAAGAGCAAGGAUAACAGAAUCUCUCCGUGGAUCGACGGGUGGUUGCCACUCAUGCUAACUCUCCACAGAAUAGUAAUGCGCUGCUCUAUUGACCUUCGAACAAGGGCGUUGAAUAUAACCUUCGAGCUGCUGCGCGCUUAUGGCGACUGCUUUACUCAGCAAAACUGGGUAGACCUCUUCCACGUUUUUUUCCGCCUCUUUGACGACCAGAGAUUACCGGCCGCUUUUGACGAGAAAAAAGUUUGGGUGGAGACGACAUGCACCGUUGCGUUGUUUCCAAUGAUGGAAACCAUAACUCAACACUUCGCCAUUCUCGCACCCCCAGUACUAGGAAGUUUCCUGGAGCGUUUGCAGUGGUGCCUCGAAAAGGGGAGUGGACUCUUGGCCACUUCCGCCGUUCAGUGUCUGUCUAUGCUAGUCCUCAGAAACUGCGGGGCCCUACAACCUGCAAUGUGGGAACUUAUCGUGAGGCGCAUAAUAUCGAUGUUCGAGACCACAAUGCCACACGAACUUAUGAACUUCCGACCUCCGGAAGCCACAGCAGAAGGGGCCGGCCACACGCUAUCGGAGUGCGCUCUUGUUAAGUGUGUUGUCCAGCUUGAGCUCCUCCAUGCUGUUGAAGAUAUCUUGCUUCCGCAGCGAUUCGACCUACCCACGAACGAAGCUCCUUCCCGUUCCGAGUGCCCGUCGAGGGGCAGCGCCUACGAAUAUUUGUCUACUGAGUAUGUAACUGCACUGUUACAAAUUCUGCUGAAAUCGCACAACUUUGCUGAAUCUUUCAACGCAAACCUACAACAGCGCCAGCUUCUAUUGAAAGCAGGAUGUCUAAAGAAGCUUCCGCAUCUCCUGAAGCAGGAAAAAUUGUCCCAGCGGGUGUACAUCGCGGUUCUACUUAGAAUAUACGAGGAUCACUCUCGCCAGGACGUCUGGGGCUCUGCUGAAGAACAGCUCAUAAGCAUCGCUGUUGACGCCAUAAACACGUGUAUAGAAGAACAGAGCACUUCUAACGAACGCGCACGAAGUACCAGUACAGGAAAUCUUAUUCUUCUUUUGAGGGGACUUCUACGCUCCCCCAGUGAAAAGUUCCGAACACACAUAGCUCGCUACUACAGACCUUUAGUCUCUCUCUUGUGCUUGGAAAUUAAGAAUUCAACACUGCGGUGCGCGUUGGGCGAAAUUUUUCUUCGUAUAACUCGAGAAUAUAUUUGCACUGGCGGUGCGCCAUUCUAAAUUGGGCUUACACUUAAACUAAGUUGUUUAGUCUAAGCAAACUUUAGAAAUUCCUACUUACCCCCUUUUUAUUC
Molecule: messenger RNA, 4735 nt
Organism: Zophobas morio
Lineage: Eukaryota; Metazoa; Arthropoda; Insecta; Coleoptera; Tenebrionidae
Product: brefeldin A-inhibited guanine nucleotide-exchange protein 2-like
Exons: 32
Coding region: 189-4661 (1490 amino acids)
Biological process (GO): regulation of ARF protein signal transduction
Molecular function (GO): guanyl-nucleotide exchange factor activity
Source: RefSeq, a predicted model, not a curated record